GUGUUUAUGGAUUUAUACCUGGCUCUGUGCCAGCGGUGUCACGAUACCGGAUCAGCUCAGAACUUUCAGUGCUGAACCGAUCCACUCCUGAAUCGAUUCGAUACCAUUCAGUUCGAUUCUCUGAAUAUUUUCAACGAAGUAAACAUGACUGAAAAGACUCGUUGUUUAUCAUUCAGAUUUAAAAACAACAGCUCAAUAAUAGUAAUAAUAAGUAGACAAAUUUAUAUAGCACCAUAUCUGGCACUUUACACUGAUAAUAAUCGAACUUGACCGUGUGCAAUUAAAAUAAAUGUCUAACAAAUGUGUCAAAUCACAACAAUAAGUUGUUCAUAAGCCAUUCUAAAAAGAUAUGUUUUACGUUAUUUUUUUGAACUGUUUGAGAUUCUUUGGAAGUGCCUUCCAUGGUUUACGGCCAGCAUACUUAAAUGUCCUUCCACCAGAAGUACUGCAUUUCAAUCUUGGAAUGACGAGAUCAUUGUUGAUCACUGCUCUUGGGUCUUUGUUUGGUCUCUUGAGGAGAAGUUCCAUACGAUAUGACGGCGUGGAUCCAUAAAGCAACUUGUGUACAGCAACCAAGACUUUAUAGUCGAUCCUUCCUCUGACAAGCAACCAAUGGAGAACUUUCAUUACAGAUGUAAUACAAUCGUACCUGCCAAUGCAGGUGAUAAAUCACGCAGACGGUUUCUGUAUCGCAUGCAGGUAGUUCAGACUAGAAGCUGGUAGACCAUAGAAGAUACCAUUACAGUAAUCUAACUUUGAUGUUAUCAUAUUUACCAUGAUCUUGGCAGCAUCCUUAGUAAUGCAAUGGUGAACUUUGAACAUGUAAUUUAGCUUAAAGAGGCAGGUCUUUGCGAUGUUCUUGAUAUACUCCUUUAGAGUCAUUGCGUUGUCCAGAUCACAUCCGAGAAUAUGGACAGAGUUAGUAAGAGCAACAGGUUCCUGGCUGACCGUCAGAGGAGACGGCUCAGACGGAUUGGGACUGCAUCAAGGACCUGCGAUGACAAUAACUUCGGUCUUGUCAUCGUUGAGUUUCAGUUUGUUGGCUGACAUCCAUUGACGAAUAUCAGCCAGUAGGCAGUCCAUUUGGGCCUUCACCGGAGACGAGGCUCCUUUGGUGAAGGUAAUGUACAGCUGACAGUCAUCAGCAUAUAGAGAUCUUGCAGUCACGUGACCGGAAAGUACACAGCCGCCAUCUUGUCGGUAAAAAACACAGCUGAAUACUGCUGCACUCGUGUACAAAAUGGAUCAAUUUCAACCGACGGACUACACAGCUCAUUUUUCUAAUGAACAGAUAACUAGAUACAUGUCUAAAAUAAACGACCUACAGAUUAGUGACCCUUAUCGCUUACCGGACGUAGUUUUCACGACCGUGUCAGUGGAUAUGGAACUGCCAGAGGUGGAAUACCCAGAUGUGUAUAAUUACCUCAUCAACUUUCCCUCGCUGUUCAGUGGUGAAGCACUGCGUGCUUAUAAAUCUCUGGACAGUUAUCUUUACAGAAAUUCAGGAUUUGUCAGCCGCCCUCAGAUGUGGCAUCUUGUAAACAAGAAAAUAACAAUCCUCAUUGGACAGGACAGAAACCAUUUCCACUUUGAUGACCAGAACAUUCAGUCUUCCCCUUUUGACUGGACGUCCCUGAUGGAGGACGAGCUACUCCCACAGGAAAGCAGAAUCUAGCAGAUGACACUUUGGAUCACUUGUCCAAUGCUGAAGAUGUGCGAGGGACACGAGAAGAACGUCUCCUUUUUCUAUGCGAUUAAAAACAAGACCAUCAGUGCGACCUGGAAGCCGAGGGACUUCGUGGUGGUGGGACUCGGGGUCCCUGUGUGUAGCUUCAUCCUCCUCGCCAACCUGCUGGUGAUGGUGGCCAUCAUCGUGAACCGCCGCUUCCACUUCCCCAUCUAUUACCUGUUGGGCAACAUGGCGGCAGCGGACCUGUUUGCUGGCAUCUCCUACCUCAACCUCAUCUUCCACACGGGACCGUGGACCAUCGGGCUCACGCAGAAUCAGUGGCUGGUGCGAGGAGCGCUGAUCGAGAUGAGUCUAACGGCGUCUGUGGUCAACCUGCUGGCUGUGGCAUGGGAGAGACACCAGAGCAUUUUCACCAUGCAGCUGCACAGCACUAUGUCCAACCGUCGCGUGCUGCUGUUCAUCGUGAGUAUCUGGGUCAUAGCCAUCAUCAUGGGCCUCGUCCCCACCAUGGGCUGGAACUGUGUGUGCGAUAUUGCGUCCUGCUCCACCGUGGCGCCGCUUUACACCCGCAGCUUCCUGGUGUUCUGGGCUGUUCUCAACCUUAUGACCUUCUCCAUCAUGGUGGCCAUAUACACCCGCAUCUUCAUCUACGUGCGCCGGAAGAGCCAGGGCACGCUGCCGUUCACGCUUAAUGUCCGGCAGAACGACGCACUCGUCAGGCUGAUGAAAACCGUCUCCAUGAUUCUGGGUGCCUUUGUGAUUUGCUGGACUCCCGGGUUGGUCAUCCUACUCCUGGACGGGUUGCAAUGCCAACACUGCCAUGUGCUGAAAUACGAGAAGUACUGCCUGGUUCUGGCUGAAUGCAACUCUCUGGUUAACCCCAUCAUCUACUCGUGUCGCGACGCAGACAUGAGGAACACGUUUAAGCGCAUCCUGUGUUUCCUGUGUAGGAGGAACAGGGAGCAGGAGGUCGAGCCGAGUCCCAUCUCCACGGACACUUUGAAAUCGGAGAGGUUGUUGAUGGAGAAAUACUCGGACAACCACAACCACAGAGCGCGCAUGUCUUCCUGAACUCUCGCCUUCUGUUUGUCGGGGGGGGGGGAAGGGGUAAUACUUAAACCCACCGUUCUCUGUAUGCUUGUGAAUGACACGAGGGGUAAGUAAAUGUAGCAGGAGAUCCGAUCUGUACGUCUCGCACUCGACAGCUGACACCACGUCUUUCUACGACAGUCAGCUGAUGUUUUUCUGUUAAGUUAGCAAUAAAACGCGACCGUUUCCACCCUGAUUAUUUUCCUAUAACUCGUUCCUGUAAAGUGUUUUAUUCCAAUUGCGCCACAGCCGAUGAUUUGCCAAAGAUUCGAAUUUAUUUAUUAAACAGACACUGUGUACUUUUUAUCCAUUUAUCGUACAACAGCUGUAAACACUUGUUCUCCGAGAAAACGUCGUCAGAUCAACAAUUACAUUUUUUUUCUACGCAGCAUCUGCACAAACUAAUUCAGAGUCCAUCGGUAUUAGAAUAAGGGCAUUAAAACCUGUGAUUUGCAUUGUGGAUGGAACUACCGUACCAUCAUGGCUGUGCUGUUAUAGAAAAUUAAUCAACCAAUCAGAUUUGAGAAUUGAACAGUGCUGUGGUAUUAAAGUCUAAUUUAUAGUAGCUCUACAGUUCUCUUCUAAACACCUUUUUUUUCCGUGAGGACUCACUAAGGACCGACUGACCAGUAACGUUCAACGAGGUCCACCAACAGGACACCACCGUCCUCCUUUGUACAUGUACAUCCAUCCUUUUUGUUUCCUUUGUUUUAAUUCUCAGGAUUAGAUGCUCCCUCCGUCCCUCCAGGACUUUUCAAACCAUGAUUUAAAAAAAAAAAAGAACAAAAAAAACCUGUGCCAUACGUUGUUAAAACGUUUUAAGAAAACGUCCAUGUUAACUUUUGAUAUCUUGUAGACAAUCACAGUAAUCUCUCCCUGUCCUUAAAAACAAUUUUUUUUUUUCUUCUUCUUCAAAUGUCUCCAUUCUCAUCGUUUUUGCAAGCUUUGUUGCUUAAGUGAGCGGAGUCAUUUACAAAGUCACUGUAGCAUUUGACUCAUGAACACCGUUUGACUGGGCAUCAUACUGUGAUCAGUACGAACAAAAAAAAUUGCACUCUUCUGUUAUAUAGUCUUGAUGGACUGCAUUGCUAACAGUUUGUACAAAUACACAGGUGAUUAUAGGAAAUCGCACGCUCUGAUUAUCGAGAAAUAAUCAGAAUUUCUCGAUAAUCACCUUGAGUGACUUCGCAAAACGGCGGCCGAGCGCUUCGUCACCGUAAGCGAGGAAGAAUUACAAAUUAUGAAAGGAAACGCUGUUCCUAAAAGCACUAAAGAUGCUGGUCUAAAACUAUUCAAAAGGAAGGUGGAGUUGUGAUUGAUUUAUUUUAUCAAUUUCAAAACAAAGGAUUUUAUGUGACUCGGCGUAGAUCAGUGACGCAGAUCUGCGCUGCGCUGUUGUUAUAUCUGCAUCCUGCUUUUGAAGUAUGAAAUUAAAAAAAAAAAAAAAUCACCUGUGUAUUUAUACUAAAACAAUUAUUGGCCUCAGGCUCAGUGAAUAAUUGUUAAAUAGCUGCCUGGAUUUUUUUUAUUUUAACUAAUAGCCCCUCUUUUUUUUUUUUUUUGUAAACUGGAUAAAAAUAUUUUGAAUAAACAUCUGCUAACAAACUUAAA
Neoarius graeffei (lesser salmon catfish) is the source of this 4390-nucleotide messenger RNA. RefSeq names its product lysophosphatidic acid receptor 2a (gene lpar2a). The transcript is spliced from 3 exons. The record is from RefSeq and is a predicted model, not a curated record. Gene Ontology annotation, biological process: G protein-coupled receptor signaling pathway. Gene Ontology annotation, cellular component: membrane. Lineage: Eukaryota; Metazoa; Chordata; Actinopteri; Siluriformes; Ariidae. Gene Ontology annotation, molecular function: lysophosphatidic acid receptor activity. Bases 1679 to 2761 code for a protein of 360 amino acids.